CAUCCCUCCCGUUCCAGUACAGCAGCUGAUCGCAAAUGCCGUGGAAGGCAAGAUCUGCACUAAUAGUACCCCUGGAACACAGAUGAGAAGACGACGACAGACGGAACACGUAUCUUUGCUGUCGUUUCAUGUGUUUUCGCUCACGUACAUUUUUUGCGUUUUUCGGAAAGAAUCACAAGUGGUGGGUUUAAAUCCGGGGGAGUCGUCCUGUUUUUUAAACCAGGAAUUCUGAAUGGAAGCAGAGGGAGCGGCUAGCCUGUCUGAGGUCGGAGAUGGCAGUCCGUUAUCUGGGGCCGCAGCAUCCGAUGAGACUGAAACAGUCAUUGGUGUCGGUUAUGGGAUGGAGGCAGGCGACAUAGAUGCUGCUGCCAGAAAGGCCUUCAUCACAGAGAUGCCCUCAUCAUCAGGUCUGCCAGGCUAUGGCCAGGGGAAGAAGAUUGGCCACAGGGGUGUGGACGCGUCCGGCGAGACCACAUACAAGAAGACCACCUCGUCAGCGCUGAAGGGGGCCAUUCAGCUGGGCAUCGGCUACACAGUGGGCAACCUGAGCUCCAAACCCGAGCGUGACGUGCUCAUGCAGGACUUCUACGUGGUCGAGAGCAUUUUCUUCCCCAGUGAAGGCAGCAAUCUGACUCCAGCCCACCACUACCCAGACUUCCGCUUUAAGACGUACGCCCCGGUGGCGUUCCGCUACUUCAGAGAGCUCUUUGGAAUCAGACCAGAUGACUACUUGUACUCGCUGUGCAACGAGCCGCUGAUCGAGCUGUCCAACCCCGGGGCCAGCGGAUCCGUCUUCUACGUCACUAAGGACGACGAGUUCAUCGUCAAGACUGUCCAGCACAAGGAGGCGGAGUUCCUGCAGAAGCUGCUGCCCGGCUACUACAUGAACCUAAACCAGAACCCUCGCACGCUGCUUCCCAAGUUCUACGGCCUUUACUGUGUGCAGUCGGGUGGCAAGAACAUCCGUGUGUGUGUCAUGAACAACAUCCUGCCCCGUGUGGUGUGCAUGCACCUCAAGUACGACCUGAAGGGCUCCACGUACAAGCGACGAGCCUCCAAGAAGGAACGGGAGAAGUCCAAGCCCACCUUCAAGGACCUGGACUUCAUGCAGGACCUCCAGGACGGCCUGAUGCUGGACACAGACACCUACAACGCCCUGGUGAAGACCCUACAGAGAGACUGCUUGGUGCUGGAGAGCUUUAAGAUCAUGGACUACAGCCUGCUGCUGGGGGUGCACAACCUGGACCAGGCCAAGCGGGAGCAGCAAGUGGAGGGCCCGCAGGCGGCCAGCGACGAGAAGAGGCCCCUGCCCCAGAAGGCCCUCUACUCCACCGCCAUGGAGUCCAUCCAGGGCGGGGCCGCCUGCGGAGAGGCCAUCGACACGGAGGACACGAUGGGUGGCAUUCCAGCUGUCAAUGGCAAAGGGGAGCGCUUGCUGCUCUACGUUGGAAUAAUUGACAUCCUGCAGUCUUACAGGCUGAUCAAGAAAUUGGAGCACACGUGGAAAGCUCUUGUUCACGACGGGGACACUGUGUCUGUCCACCGGCCUGGUUUCUAUGCAGAUCGCUUUUUCAAGUUCAUGAGCAACACAGUCUUCAGGAAGACCUCCUCCCUCAAGUGCUCACCCUCAAAGAGGGGUCGCGUGUCCUUGACGACGACGACGGUGCCCAAGUACGCAGGCCCCGGGGCGGCAUGGUCGGCCAGCCAGCUGCCCUCCGAGAGGGACGAGAACAUCUACGACCUACGAGGUGCCCGCAGUUUCCCCACAAUGGAUGAUGAAGGCCGGCCAGACCUCCUGCCCUGCACCCCGCCGUCGUUCGAAGAGGCCACCACGGCAUCUAUCGCCACCACCCUCUCCUCCACCACCUCUCUGUCCAUUCCAGAACGCUCCCCGUCGGACACCUCCGAGCACCCCCGCUACAGGAGACACACCCAGUCCCUGAGCCACGAGGGCAGGACUCAGGACGAGGACCAGCAGACCAUCACAGUGGAGGUGGAGGUAAAGAGGCACGACAGUGAGCCGACCAUCAGCGCCCCACAGCCCUCGCCAGAGACCAGUGAGGUGCCAGAGGCCUCUGCUGCUGCCGCCUCUGCCUCCCCCAUCCCUGCCAGUCCCAAGGUGAUGGUGGAGUCCGACCAGGCCAGCCAGACGUCCGGGUGUCCCAGCAGGGCUUCCAUAGACGAAGACGAGGACGUGCCAAUCACAGACAUCUACUUCAAACCCAGCGGAGAGGCCAGCGUGUAACUGGGAAGGGUGAGCGAGCUGAGAUCAGAAUGCGAGUGCCGUGUGUGUGUGUGUGUGUGUAUGUGUGUGUAUGUGUGUGUGUGAUUAGUCGAGUGGCCCAGUCUGCCUCUUGUGUCGUCUCAGUCCCUGUCACCAGAUCGCCGGGGCUCGGAUCUCACUUUGAGAUUACGAGUUAAAGCUGACACCCAGCACAGCGCCGAGCUCACAGAGAUAGACUCCUCUGGCCCUGGCUGCGCUCCCUGAGACGGACUUUCUGAGACGACGGGGAGCAGACUGAUGACACCUCCUCCCUUGAACUCACAGCAUGCAGUCAACAUGCUCUGUUUAUGAGACUGUGUGUGCAUGCGUUAUGUGUGUGUGUGUGUGUUGCUUUUCUCCUGUCUGCGUCAGUGUGGUAAUUGUCUUGCAUGCCCUGCUGUGAUCUGGCUAAAAAUAGAAUAAGACUUCUGCUUGGGUUGGGUCAUUAUGUUUUUCACUUCUUGCUAUAACUAGUGGUAAUUUGGUUGAACAGCGUGGGAUGGAUUGGAGUGAUCUGUGUAUGUGUGUUUGCGUGUGUGGGGGUAAUGUCUUACUCAUGGGCUAAUUUAUGUGUUGAAUAGGGCCAAUGAUGAGGGUAGAGGCUAAAAGCAUUUUAUGGUCCUGAUUUGACACCUUCCUUUGCAGGCUAUAAACUGACCUGAAUAAGAAGGUAGAGGUAAAGAUGGGUCCAGUGGGUCACUUAUGACCACAAAAGUGUGUGUAUGUGUGAGUGCCUCCAUUGACAUAGGUUGAAAGUUGAUAAGGGAGAUGAUCAUCCUUGUUUAGUAAAAUGUAGUUAUUGGCACUUCAUAAGCAACUGUGCCCUGUUUGAGUGGGGAGAUGGAGUUGGUUGUGUGGAGGUUUUUGCACUAACAUGUGCCUGGACUGCUCUCUGCCCCUCUGCUCUCUCCAGAGAGGGGAGGUGGCGUACUGUGCCAGCAUCAGGUCCCAUCUGAAUUAUUCAGCCUCCGCCACCUUGCACUACAUCAUCAUCUCCGUCGCCGCGCACCACACGCCGGGGACACUCUAGCUCCGCUCACACAGCCCAGAGAGAAGAGCCAGCUGAGGCGCAGCAGGCAGGGCUGUAGUUGGACCACGCUAGGCUUUAAUGUGCCCUUUAAUCAAACAUUACGCUCGUUUUAACACAAGCCAGCCACCCAGCAACACAUCACACAGUUUGUCUUUCUACAGUGGUAAUCACAAGGGCCUUAUUAAGGUUGCUGUUUGUAAACUACUGGUUACCUCCCUACUUGGGUACAGUGGUGGUGUCUGGGAGAGACUCCUCAUCUCUCCAUCAUGCCCCUUUGGAGCACAUCACUAUCAGUCACUCAUUUCGCAGUUGGCAUUGCAUAUGACUGGAAAACAGAUGUCAUCUCCUGCCAUCCAUGCCAUCUUCAUUCCAGUGGUCUGUGCCAUUCUUUUUCUUUCCUUAUUUCUCUCUCUUUCUCUCUGUCUCUCUUUCCCCCUCUCCAUCCUUCCACCCUGGCUGUGCUCUCAGUUUUCAGACGGUUGUCUGCAGGUGUCGUCUCUAGCACCACGGCCAGUCUCUAUUCUGUGCUGGAGUGUAAGUCCCACAGGCAUUUCAGUGUGCUGCUCUAGUUGCAUUCAAAUAGUCCCCCCCUUACAUAUCAGAAAACUGAUAGGUAGUAGCUACCAAACUGACAGGUAGUAGCUACCAAUGUUUUUUCAGAAUGUGUGCCAUUUGCAGUUAGCAUGGGUCAGUCAGAGUUGAAUUAAAGCUGCAGUCUGCAAUUCUAAUGUAAUAUGUAAUAUUAUUUUUGUCAAAUUGCAUUGCUCCUCGCAGUCCUCAACCUGUGUGUUCAGUAUGUGCACUUAAAAAAUGCUAGUGUUCACACACAGGCCUGGUUUCUGUAAAUAGUACACAAACAUAGUGGGCUGAACCGAGCAAUAAACAAUUCCAAACAAACAUGCCUCUGGAAGGGAGGGGUGUAAUUAGAUUGGCUGUUCAAAUAUAAUAUCAAUGACCUUUCACAAGAAUUGCGGACUCCAUCUUUAAAUCUAGAUUUUGCUGUAAAGACAACAGAAAGAACUAUAAGUUAACAUGGUGUAAAAAGUUAUCCUUCCUGUUGUAGUAACCCCCAGAACUGUAGAAAUUAGCCAAAGUGUCACAAAACGCAGACAAGAUGGAGACAAGUAAGGUAGGAAGUCUCCUCUUGCCCUACCUCUUUCUUUGGUGUGAAAUUGGUGGGCUGAACCUCAGUGUUGCUCUAUUCACAUCAGCUUGUAAGACAUCUAUUUGUCCAUUGGACUGGUGUUUGUAUAGUAGAUGAAAAGCCCUCACAAAGACGUGUAUAGAGGGUCUUUUUUUUCCUAUCCUCCUGCCUCCAGAGCCCGUCACCCUUGGAGCUGAACACAGAGCUCCCAUUGAGAACUUAAUGGACUCCUGUAGGCGUGUGUGUUUAGGGAGGGUGCAGUUUGUAGUCCCUUUGCUGUGGCUGUCCUGGCACCUUUCUCUCCUGCCCACUUAAUUUGUCUCCUUUCCUGGCUGCAGCCACACAACUCCCCGUCACACUCUCCUGUCCUGCUUGAACUCACCCCCACUUGCUAUAAGACAAGACGGGGUCUGAAGAUGUCAUGCCACAGAGCAAUCCUCCCGUAUAGGCCUCUAGAACUCCCAACCUUGAAUCAAUCUGAAUGCAUGAAGAAGUGUCAGUGGUGUUUUUGUCUUUGAUUUGAUCAUAGCAGUAUGCCCUCCGAGCUCUUGUUCUGUCUCUCUCUGUGUCUCCCGAACCUGACCCCCCCACACUCCCUCAUCUUGUCCCCUUGCUGCAUUUCUAAUGUUCUUCUCCUCCUGCCUUGUCUUCUCUUCACUUUCUCUCCCCCUCCUCCUCUUUGCCUGCCUGUGCUGCCUCUCUCUCUCUCUCUCUCUCUCUCUCUCUCUCUCUUUCCGUGUGCAUCGACGGCUUGCUUUGUGUGGUGCCCUCUGCUGUUUGCCUGCCGUAACUUCAGCCGGAGGACAGGACCUGGGUGUACUCUCCGCUGCACUAUGGCGGCGAGCCAGAGAGCCUGGCCGAUGGGGAGGGGGAGAGCCAGACC
Molecule: messenger RNA, 5320 nt
Organism: Alosa sapidissima (American shad)
Lineage: Eukaryota; Metazoa; Chordata; Actinopteri; Clupeiformes; Clupeidae
Gene: pip5k1ca
Product: phosphatidylinositol-4-phosphate 5-kinase, type I, gamma a
Exons: 17
Coding region: 233-2245 (670 amino acids)
Biological process (GO): phosphatidylinositol metabolic process
Molecular function (GO): phosphatidylinositol kinase activity
Source: RefSeq, a predicted model, not a curated record